AUGGAGCUGCUCUCUUUUUCAAGAUCGGUAGCUUGGCUACUCCUCGUAGAAGCUUUUUGUCUGGUAGAAGGAGGCAAGCUUCUAGUAGUUCCUAUGGAUGGCAGCCAUUGGCUAAGCAUGAAACCUGUAGUAGAAAAACUAACGAAAAAUGGGCAUCAGGUUGUGGUGGUGACACCAGAGAGUACUUUAUCAAUGAGUAACUCUUCAUGUUAUUCUCUGAAGACCUACUCUGUGCCAUACAGCAGCCAGGAUGUAGAAGACAAAUUGCAGAAGUUUGGAAGCGAUCACUUCAUUAAUCAUCCUUUUCCAGGAGUCACCAUCGCUAUGUUUAACAGCAUGUUAGAUGUAUAUGACAUGUUUCGGACUAUGUGUGCAAAGUUAUUAUUCAAUAAAGAGUUAAUUCAAAAUCUAAGAGAAGAUAAGUAUGACGCAUUGCUUACUGAUCCAUUUUCACCUUGUGGAAUGAUGGUAGCAGAACAUCUCGGAAUUCCUAAUGUGAGUUUUCUAAGAGGAAUGCCCUGUAUGUUAGACUACACCAGCACACAGUGUUCGAGCCCCCUGUCCUAUGUUCCCAGAAUAUUCAGCCAGUUCUCAGACAAGAUGACUUUCAUGCAGCGUUUGAAGAACCUAUUGAUUAGAGUAAUCGAGUUCUAUUAUUGUGCGGCGACAUAUGCACCAUGGGAACAUCUGGCUUCCAAGUUCCUAGAAAAGGAAGUAAAUAUUUAUCAACUUCUCAGUAGAACAUCCAUCUGGAUUAUGAGAUAUGACUUUGUUUUUGACUAUCCACGACCUGUAAUGCCCAACAUGAAGUUUGUAGGAGGCAUCAACUGUGUUCCAAAAAAAAACUUGAGUAAGGUAAGAAUAAUUCAUUCAUAUUAUAUUGCAAGUAAAUUGUGAUUUUGAUCAUAUUAUUUUGAUGAUAUUUUAACUUAAAUAUUUUAACUCGCUGUACAACAGUAACUGAUUGCUUAAAAAUUUUAAACUAAAUAUUGACGAGUGUGAGAAGCCCAUUUACAAAAGAAACACUUAUUUUUGUACACUGGUGUAUUUGCAUUGACAAUGAAAUGCAUGUACAUGGACAUUUUACCUUUACCUGUGUUACUUCUAUUCCCACACUGAAGGGCUCCUUUAUGCACAAUUGCUCAAUCUGUAAAAUUAUUAAAUUAAUCAUUACAGAUGCACAGGCAAAUGGAAGGCAGAUUUUACCCUGGUAAAAUUAUGUAAAGAAACAUGCUCAUAACACUUCUUCCGAAAUAAUGAAUAGUACAACUUCUUGUGAUUUAAAAACAUUUAACUCAACUUUAUUGAACCACAUUAACAUGACAGCUACAAGCUGUUGUUGAUAAGACAACAGGUAGUUGCAGAUAUUAUUUUUAACCAUGCAUUCCAGUUCUUUUCCAUUCUCAGCCAUUCACAGGGCCUAUAUCUCCAACGUGGCUUUGUCUUAUUGUUGUGCUAGCCAAGCACAACUGCCGCUGUUAGAAUACUGACUGUUUUAUUUAGUGAAUAGAACCCACAGUAAACAACACAGACUUUUAUAGUAGGGAAGAAGCCUUGCCGACAUCAUGCAUACCACCCAACAUUCCAAAUGCACAAAGACAAAUACUUUCAUUUUAGGGAUAUGGGUGGGGAUGUGACCAGGGCAGGACUGAUAGGAGAAAUGUUUAAAUGUCUUACUAAUAAUUUUAUGGAACAAAAAGUUAAUUUAGAACAAGAACAAUGUAUCUUGUUUUCACAGACUGAUUUCUAGACCAGGGGUAGGCAACUUAUGGCACGUGUGCCAUGCACGGCACUUGAGGUACCUUUGCACGGUACUCAAGGCUACCAGAGUCAAACAGGCUCUGUCCUAUCAGGAGUCCCAGUGAAACUUCAGAUAUCUGCUAAUACGAAAAGGUGGUGAAGGACAAUCCUCAAUUUAUGCAUUGCAGCACGUAGAGGAAGUGACUUCAGAUUACUUCCUCCCAGCACUUGGGAAUCCACACUGUAGUAGAGCAGCCUACAGCUGCUGUUGCAGCUCCUGUCCUUGACCUGUACCUGGCAAGCACGAUAUACACAGAAAUGCAGAAUAACCCUCCCUUCAUACAAAUAAUAUGAAUAUCCAACACACAAUCCGCACAAACUCAACACCACUGACUAUCCACAUACAUGCACUCAAACCCACAUGCAGGCUCUUACAUAAAAUACCCUAAACAGCCCCACACAUACACACACUACCAAACACACAAUGUGACAUAUCCAUCCACACACAAUUCCACAAGCAGCCCCCAUACACAGCCCACAUUCAUAGGGACACGAUACCACAAACUACUCAUGAACAUAUACAAUAUAAUAGCUCAUAAACGCACAAAUACAAUGAUACAAAGCAACCACAGUAUAAAUAACACAAGCAGAAUAUGGCAUCAUACACACCUCAAUUAAUGAAAAAUAGGACUGGCACGCUACGGGCCAUCACAAUCUUAUUUUGGCACAGUGCUGCUAAAAGGUUGCCUACCCCUCUUCUAGACACACAUAUUGUAGUUUAAAUAUACAUUACGGUGAGUGUUAUUGGUAUGGAACUCAGCAUUCAGACACAACAACAAUAUGGAGAUCCAAGAAAAGAGGGUCAGAGGACUUUGGGCCCAAAUUACAGACUAUCCCUCCUAAAUUGGGAAGGGUUGGGAGGUAUGGUAACUUGUGAGAAAUUGGGUGAAUCCAUUCCCAGGGCACACCACUACAGUAAUGUCUGUCUGUGCUCAUUUGAAUGUCAAUCUAGGAACUCUGGGAUAGUUGUGGACACAUGAUUUCUCAAGGUUCUGUGCCUAAGGAGGACAUUCCAAAGUUCAAUUUGAGAUAUGCAAAUGAUACACAACAAUCAUUCUCUUUUUGCAAUGUGGAGAGUUUUGUGUAUGAUUUCACUUCAACCUUUCAGUCACUCUCAUUUUCAGACUAGAACCAGUGUCAUGCUAAAGAGACCCAGAAGGUCAUAAUUGUGCACUCCAUGGCGAGAUACUGAUACCCGGUCCUUUUAGAUGAUCAACCCAUGAUUUGGUUUAAAAAAAAACAUUACUUUAAAUAACAUCUGUUGUUAAGGGUACCUGAAAAAAAUACAGAAACAUAAGGCUUGUCUAUGUCCAUAUGCAUGUCUAGCAGGGAACUCUGGAAUAGUUGCUGAAACAUAAUUUCUCUAUGUCACAGGUUGGCUAGUCUAUUGCUGUUAUCCCUUCAAUCCUCUACUAGUCAUAGUUCCAGAUGUGCUGAGUAUGGUGAUAGUGUUAUCGCUGUGUAAAGUUUCACCAAUAUAAUGGACGCAACUAGUCGUAUUGGGUAGAUGAAGCAAUCUGACUUUAUUAGGCCACACUUGGCUUUUUAUACAGUGCCCCUAGCAUGGGGUUUCCAAGACAAAAUUCCUUCCCACAAACCAUUGUGCUUGAAAGAUAUUUGAGCUCCAAUUAAGAUCUCUCAAAUAAGAAAACUAACAUACAAUUUUAACAUAUCAUGAAAAUACAUGAAAACAGUACAGGAACCUUACAAAAAUUAUAUUCCUGAAUACCCCCGAUCUGAGCGCAAAACGAUCGGUUCGGUAAAACGAAAGUUAGGUUUGAAUAAAAAGUUUUGACCGACCGGCCAUGAGGUGGUAGCCCAAAACAAUUCCAGAGAAUUGAUAAGGCUGGCCGGUCGACUUUUGGGGGUUCCUGUGCGUACACCAACGAAUGCAUCUUCUGGAUUUAAAGAAAUUAAUGCUUCCCUUGUUCGGCAGUUUGUUACUCCCAAAUACCGUUACCCUAGCUGGUCAGGAAAUCAAACGGGCAGGGGUACAAGUUUCCGUGGAGUUCGUGAACUUGUGUAGCCGAUUCAGAGAUCCAUGCCAAUGACGACCAUGUACUGCUGCCUAUGUUUGGGAGACAAGAUGGCCACCAGUCCUGAUAGCACGUGUGUUCGUAUAUGCGAAUGGCGGCCACCCAGGGAAGCACUUGAGGUGAUUGCUCAUUUGUCAUUAAUGGGGGUGGUCGGUGAUUAGGAGGUGUUAACAAGGGGGACCACACAUAUUUUGUUCAGUAACUGAACAGAAGGGAAUGGAUAGCCGAACACAAGGGAACAAUUAUUGGGUAGUGAUUCCAUUCGAAUGCAGGGGGGUAUCAGACGAAACAAAGUACAAAUAAGGGAACACGUACGAGGAGACCCAUCUCCCGUGACCCUCUAGUUUCUGUGCCAAAGAGGAAUUUCCAAAGUUCAACGUGAGAUAUGUGAUUGAUGCACAACAGUAAUUUCUCUAAUUGCACUGUGUUGGGACUUUUAUUGUGUUGGUCUCAUAGCAAUCUUUUAUAUAUAGAGAGAGAAAUAUUUUUAUACAUGGCUAGAUAUAAAUUUGGCUCUAUCAUCUCUCUCUCUUUUUCUGUCCGUCUGUCUAUUCAUCUAACUAUAUGUGCUAUUAUAUAUUAUAAUACAUCUACGAAAUUCUAAAUUAAACAGAAUUUGCAAUAAAGGAAGUGUAAACAUUAGAGCUCACCUUAUAGGAAGUAUUUAGGAAAGCAGUGCACAUUACAUGUAGGGUAGUAUGACGAUGGUUGCAAAGUGGUUUAAUUCUUAAAUGGCAGAUAAUUGAGCAGUGAGACUGCAGGGGCAUGAUCUAUACACCAAAACAGCUUUGUUAAGCCAAAGUAGUUUUGAUUCCAGUGCAACGAUUUUAACUUGAUCAUGAUGGACCUAAUCCAUAAUUAUGUAUUAUAAAAUUUAACAUCAACAUUAUGUUUUAGUUCUAAAUAAACCUUGCUAUUUUAUCUAUACUACCUUUAAUCAAUCAAUAAAUACAUGGCUAAAUUCUAGCAGUUUAGGGGCAAGGAUGAAGAAUGGAGGGCUCUGGGGUCAUAGCAUGGUAAACUCUGACCACCAUUAUUAAAAACAAAUGUCUACUCGUAACUAUGCAAUUGUAUUUAUAUAAGUUUUACACCUGUAUAAUUACUUCUGCAGAGAUUUACCAGAGUAUCAUGUUUACAAAGUGGUUCAAAGAUGUAAAAGGGGAAAAGUCACCAAUAACAUGUGCAUGCUGAUUCCACUGGCUUCCAUGGUGAUUACUCCAUUUUAGAACUUCACACAAGAGGCAUUGAGGGGUUCACAACUCUACUGUGGCUGUGAGCACAUAUGUGAAAUAAAACAUACAGGAGAUAAUCAACCAAGAAGAUAAUCCUUCGUUCCUUAUUGAGAAAGGCGUAAAUCCAUUUUGUCUUUGUUUGAGGUGUGGUCUUGAUUGUCUUCCACAACCAUAAGACAUAUCUGUGUUGUUUACUUGGGUGGAUAUUAGCCACACUUUGUUCUCUUUAGUACCUUAGAGUCAAAUCUGUACUUUUAAACUUGAUAGAUCUUUGCUCCACAUCCCUUUGUAUAUUCCCAUUCUAUGUUCGAGAAUCCUGUUGCAAAAUUGAUCUAAGGAGUGUUUGAGCUGUGUGUACAAUCUUUGUCUAAAAAACAAUGUAGUUUGAGCUGUAUGUGUCAUUCUGUGUACUUGACUUUAUUUUGACAAAUUCUGCUCUGGCUCUACUGUUUCUUAGAAAAUAAUGAGUGGGGCAACAUUUCACAAUGCAUGUAAUGGAUAAACCCAAUUAAUGGUCACCAAGAUGGCAUAUUAAUUUUAAAUACAUGGAUAUUAAUGAUUGGCCUUAAUAUAGUUGUAAACGUAUUUGAAAAUGUGCCAUCUGGACUGAAAGCAAAAAAAAAAUACAAAAAAAGUAAAAAUAAUCAUGGUUGACGUGGUCAAGAUAUAAAAUGUGAUUUAGAACAACCUGCAUCUAAUUCACUUAUUAAGAUGGAUCUACUCUCUUCUUCUAUAUCUGCUACUUGGCUACUUCUACUGAGAAGUCUCUGUCUGGCAGAGGGAGGAAAAACUCUUAGUAAUUCCUAUGAAUGGCAGCCACUGGCUAAGCAAGAAACCUGUAGUAGAAAGGCUAACUAAGAAUGAGUAUUAGGUUGUGAUGGUGACACAAGCGAGUAUUUUAUCAAUGAGUAACUCUUCAUGCCAUACAGCAAUCACUACACAAAAGCAAAACUGCAAAAGUUUGGAAGCGAUCACUUCAUUAAUGCUCCUUUUCCAGGAGUCACCAUUAACAUGCUUAACAGCAUGUUAUGUAUAUAUGACAUGUUUCGGACCGUGUGCGCAAAGUUUUUAUUCCAUAAAGAGUUAAUGCAAAAUCUCAGAGGAGAUAAAUAUGAUGCAUUGCUUAGUGACUCAUUUUCACCUUGUGGGAUGAUGGGGGGCAUCACAUCUUGGAGUCCCUAAUGUGCAUUUUCUAAGAGGAAAGCCCUAUAUGUUAGACUAUACCAGUGCAUGGUGUUCGAGCCCCCUGUCCUAUGUCACCAGAAUAUUCAGCCAGUUCUCAGACAAGAUGAAUUUCAUGCAGCGUUUGAAAAACCUAUUAGUUAGGCUAAUCGAGUACUAUUAUUGUGCGGCUACAUAUACACCAUGGGAGCAUCUUGCUUUCAAGUUCCUAGAAAACGACGAGAAUAUCCUGCAGCUUCUAAGCAGAACAUCCAUCUGGGUUCUGAGAUAUGACUUUGUCUUUGACUAACCACAACCUGUGAUGCCCACAUGGUGUUUGUAGGAGGCGUCAGCUGUGUUCCAAAUAUGCCCAUGCCAAAGGUAGGAAUUAUAUGCCCGUUAAACAGCCAUACCUUUUCUGGCAAACUCUGCUCUGGCUAAUAAAAGAAAUGGAGCAGCAACAUUUCCAAGUGAUUAUUUCCAAAAUUCACAUUAUGCAUAACACAAUUUAUGGUCAUCUUGUUAGAAAAUGUUGAUACAAAGUACAUGGAUUUUAAUACUGAUUCCAGAGGUUCUAUGGUGAUUGCUCCAAUUUUAGUACUUUGCACCAGAGGUGUUUAACAUGACAUCUGCAAAACAAAGUGCAAUGACCUGUCCUCAAGGACACACUCAAGGUCGAUUACAAAGACACAAUUCAGUCCAUUUAACCUCUGCAGUCAUGUAUCCCUCACCAGCAGUUGCCUCCACUGGCACGCUUUUGUCUCUCUAUCUGCUUAUUGCCCCCAGUCUAAAAAUAAGCCUUCCCCAUAAUCAUGCCAGUCAGGCUGGAAGGUAAAGGCUAGAUUAUUUUCAUGUAGAAUAUGACUGUGCUCUUUUGGCCACUUUGAUGGCCAAAGAAAGAAUAUAGAAGAAAGAAGCCCUUUAAUCAAAUAAAAAAAUUCACAGGUUAAAUUUACAUUUUUUAAUUACUAUAUGGGCUCCACCCUAACUGUUAACUAUUAGUGUGAGAGGGUAGGUAGGGUCAUUUAAUGGUAGAUACAAAAAUUACUACUUGGGGGCACACCCAAAACAUGCAUUAUUUGGUUGUGGUGCUGCUAGAACCUAAAAUUGCAGGCAUAAUUUGACAAUUUACCUGGGGUCCAGCGGGUAUCUGCUGUCUCCUUUAAGGAGGCAAGGAUAUGCCGUUAGCUUCAGUGAGCUAAUCCCUGCUGAACAGGAUAAAAACAUUGACUGACAGUGUCAACUGAGCUUAGUUCAGUGCUGGAGGUUCUUUAAGUAGGUGAGGUGGCAUAGUCUAAUGGUUUGACUACUUAGCCUGAGAAGGGUGCCAGGGUACUUUUGACUCUCUAACCACAACAGCGGACUGCUCUAGUAAUGGUGGUUGGAAUGUUUCUUUAAUUCUCUCAGUACAACCAGGUAUUCAUGUGAAAAUUUCAAGUGUGCUGUAGUGGUUAUGGUGCUAGGAGUACUCUGUCACCUACCCUCCAUUGUAAGUAGUCAAACCUUUUUAGAACUGUUUGAUUUCUUACCUGGGGUCCACCAGGUGCAGCUCUAUUUCUCAUGGAGAGCUGGAAGCUUUGGGUUGAAGGUGCUGCUGUUAGCUCUCCUGGGGUAAACCAUCUCUGUCAAAUGCAGUGGAGACAGGGAGCAGUGCCAAGUAGACUUAAGGAAUGAAGUCAAACCAUUCUACAAUGGUUUGACUAUUUACAGUGAUGGGGUUCCAGGGCACUGUUGGCAUUAUAUCCACUUAAGCACUUUGUGAUGGUUAUAGUACUUGGACUGUUCUUUUAAAUAUAUAUUAUCAAAUUAACAAAAUGUCCCAAUUAGAGAAAUGGAAUGUCCUUCUCAAUGAAGAUCCUCCAGUGCUGAUACAGAUGGGUAUUGGCGUGAUAAGAUGAGUUCUACCGCUUCUAUGGGUUUUCUUUCACCAAAUUUAACUAAUGCAGUCAGGAUCAUUCACCAUUCAUUUACAAGUGUGAAUAAUCAAGAAUUCAAACUGGAAUUAAAAUUUUGUCCCAAAUAUCCAAACUCAAAACAUAGCUCACUUUGAGAUUUUCUUCAGUUAAGAUAUUUUAACCUAAAAUGUUUAAUCCAAUUCACAACAAUUCACUUUAGUGAAUAAUCCUAACUGUGUAAAGUCUGUUAGUGUGGUGUUUAGUUGCAUUUUAUCAAUGGACAAGGUUUUGUGUGGCAUGUGUCCAUGGCAAAGGCAACAGUUGCUUUUGCCUGGUCACCAUGCAACCUUUGGAACCAUAUUUGCAUGUACCGAUCAACACAGAAAAUCAACCUUUUUUUUUAGGCAAUUGUUACUUAUUAAACUCUUUGAAGCUGUAACCUGAUUGGCACUCACUUAGGUACAUGACAUCAAAGGACCUUUUACGUAGAACAGUGAGUUUGCAAUAUUAGUGUUUUUUUGGUCAAUUAUUUGCAAUUCUCUACACAAACAUAUAUAUAUAUAUAUAAAACCAGUCUUUAAGGAUCCUUGCACUAUGAACCUUAGUGCAAGGAACUCUUUAUAUUACCGGGUGCUAUUAGCCAAGGCUACAUAAACACUUCUGGUAAAAGCCUUAAUCCUUUAUUACCUACUAGUUGAGCACUGACCUUUUCCUCCUUAUGGCAGCCUUAAACUUCUGAUUAAUAGAAUAUGACUCCAUAUAGGUCCACAGUAUCAGGUACAAAACAAAAACAAGAAAUUAAAUACAAUGCAAAACAUGUGAUAUACUUUCUAAACAGAAGCACAGCCUAGCAUAAUGAAGCAUAACUAUGUCACAGAAAGCACUAAAAGAAGAACGUAUAAUGUAAAAACCGACAGGAAUACUAUAGAGCAGUGGUUCCCAACCCAGUCCUCAAGUAUUAUUCUUCUAAAAACACCUUAAACACAACUUGGUAAUCCCUAAAUCCUGAAUCUAGAAACUAGAGACUAGGAAAACCAAAAGACAAGGAAAAUACCCUCAGUUAGAACUUGAGGGAUUCCCGCCAUUAUUACAAACAUACUCUCCUAAUAAUGUAAAUAUAUACACAGUGUACUUAGAAAUCAUCAUAAGCAGAUAUUGCAGAAUAAAAUCUGCUAAAAGUAGCCAAGUAAAAUCAAGGUCUGUAAAUAUAUCUCAUUCAAAAAAGCACAAUUCUGAAUUAUACAAUGUCGCCGUCACUGCUUUAUUAAUGUGUGUAUGCCAUUGGAAACAUUGUUGUCAGAAAAAAUAUCUGCUCAUGUGUUAGAGUAUAAGGUAUCGACCAUAAUGUAUUAAUAUCUGAAUAACAUGGAAAAAAUAUCUGAAUAACAUGGAUAAAAGGUAUAAGGUAGAUAUUCCUCGGAUAGUGUACUAACGAUUUUAUCAAAAGCUGAGACAAGAAAACAACCAAGGAGACCCCACAACAGAUCGCAAUUUGGAGUGGUUACAAACGAAAAUGUAUCAAUCUGUUAUUAAAGAAGCCGAAGUCCAAAUAUAAACAGCUUAAACUUACUAGGCUCUCAUAUCACAUCUAAAGUGCUUUCACUGAAGUGAAUGUGCUAAAAUCGACUUAAUGCACCGCUGUCCUAUGUGUUCGAGGAAAAGUUAUAAGCAGAGCUUGCAAUUAUACUGUCCCUGGAGUAAUUAAAGGAUGUCUAAAUACACAUAUGUAAAAUUCAAAGGCAUUUAACCCAAGUGAAGCAACAUGGUUAUGUUAACAGUUAAUCAUAUAGGUCAAUAAAGAGUAAAAUACAGGGAGCUUUGCAUAAUAGAUAGAAUUAAAAUGAAAAAAAAAAAGCAAAUCAAAUAUAUACAUAUAGUCCCUAGACUUAAAAGGAGCUAUAACUCUCAAGGGGAUGGAGGGAGCAAUCUAAAGUAUGAAGGCUUAAACACUUGUGUUGCACACAAAGAUCGCCUCAUAAUAAUGUAAAUUGCUGUAAUCCCCAUGAUAACCUCGACACACACUAAGUGUUGUACCUACAUAUACAUAGAGAGAGAUAAUCUAAAGCAGCGUUUCCCAAUUGGUGUUUCAUGGAACCCUGUCUGGGUCUGGGAUGUUUGGAGAAGGUGGCAGCACUUUCUCCCAGACAGAGCAUGCCGGCGGGAGGGAGAGAGCGAGCAGCGGGGACUGAAUUGCUGCUGACCUGGCACACCAUCCUCAGCUAGCAGCCUGCAGCACCGAAGGCAGUCACCCUCAUGUACAAAAAAGGUAAGUGAACAACAAAUAGGGGGGGGAGGGAUCCACGAUGUUGAUGUCAAGGGAUUCCACGGGAAAAAUUAAUUGGGAACCCCUUGUCUAAAGGAAUGAAGGACAUUGUGUAUAAAAAAGACACUACAAUCGCUAGAACCACUAUAGGUUAAUGUAGUGGUUAUGGUGUCUAUAGCAUGUCCAUGCAGGCUUUUCAAUGUAAAACACUGCCUUUUCAGACAAAGACACCUACAGCCAUAUACCCUAGAGUCAGGUUUUAUGGAAUGCUCUAUCUAUGCGAGUUACAAAUCAGAACUCUUAUCAGAAUUAUUUUUAACAUAAAAAACACACUAGUUUAUGUAUUUUUUUCUUUUAUAUGUAUAUUGUAUUGAUUUAAAUUCAUAUACAAGCAUAUUACACACAGGUAUACUAGGCAAUUUCUUAUUUCUAAUUAUUUCCACGCUCCAUUGUUAUUAUAAAUAACUUGGUAUUAAUUACAGGUGGAUAAUGCCUUUUUUGAUGGAGGUAUUGAAGUCCGCAGACAACCUCUGCAGCAAUAUCUGAUUAGAAUGAAACAUAUGUCAAGCACAUAAUGUUUAAACACAGCAAAUGAUCAUAACUAAACUUUCUAAAUAAAUUUACCUAGAGGAAUGUCACUAUAUUAUUAUUUUAGGGAUUUAUUCACUAAAUUCUAAAUUGUAGUGAACUAAAAACUGAUUGGGAUAUUCACUAAACUCAGAACUGUAGAAAUUUUAAAUCCAAUAGCCAACAUUUUUAAAAUUAUAGCUAUUUGUAAAAAAUAAAUAAAUAAAAAAUCUGCAAAUUCUCUAUAAUUAGUUUGUUUAUUUUAGCCUAUAACUUGCCAUUAAGAUUUUAAAUUCACUACAGUUAAUGAACAACCACAAUCACCUGCAUUGAAAUUUUAUAUUUCAUCUUACACACAUAAUGGGGUGUCUGAUUUGUAAAAGUCAGCCUAGAAUUCAUGUGUCCCUUGUUGACUUGCUUGUUUUCUGCCAGCAAUGCAGGCCUGAACAGUCAGAAUACUCUGAAAGCGGUUAUGCGCAUGUAGAAUGCGGCAAGAAGACUUCUAAAUGCACAAUCACAUUCUGCGAUACAAUAACGCAUGCACUCUUUUUGGGCAUUCUGAUUGGAUUUUCUCUGAUGCCCUGGAGAUGUAGGACACCAGAGACAUAACCCUGAAUUUAUCUACUCAGGUUCCAAAAUCCUUGAACUGCAGAAAAGUAUGUAAAUCCAUAGGCCAUAUACAGAGUUAUAUUUCUGCUAUUUCAAUUUUCUCUAACAUGACUCCCGUCUUAAAUACAUUUUCUUAUAUCCCUUUCAUGAAAAGGUUUAUUAUUUCACAUUAUACUAGCCCUCUCAUCUUCUAAUUCUUACCUUAUGCUGCUGCAAUCCAGAUAUAAAAACUCACAAAACCACAAAUCAUGAUCACAUCUCAGUCCAUAGAAAAUGAAUUUGCAUACUUAAUGGGUAUAUUCUAGUGCUAUAGAAUAUAAAAAACCGGCAUGAAUGCCCCCUGAACUCCCUACCAUCCUUACCCAGGAAUUCGAGCCCCAAGUGGAACACCCCAACGAAAUGGACGCAGGAGAGAAAAUCCGUCUUCGAGAACCAAACAAGGGGGGAGGAGGCUGAAAAAUCCAGGGGACGGAAGAGCAUUCACCUAAGGGAAAAAAAGGACAAAUGUCGGAACCCAGCACCUCCCCCGAUCGAAACGGUAUAUUUCCGCCUAUCCCGGGAACCUAGUACAUCCUGUUAAGAGCCUAACCAUUACCCUGUGCAUUCCAUCUACCUCAGGAGAAAGCAGAAGGGCCCGGUUAUGCCGCAACGUCCAAGAAUGAACAGAUUCUUUUGAUGAAUCAGCCAACUGCUACCAACGUACCAUACCCAAAGACAACAGCCGUCGAGUGGCGAAAGCCUGAAGGAAGUCCAUUCCGAUGCUUACUCAAUCCACUAAAACAACCUCCCACCUGCAGAUGA
This is a messenger RNA of Pelobates cultripes (western spadefoot toad), 12364 nucleotides long. Lineage: Eukaryota; Metazoa; Chordata; Amphibia; Anura; Pelobatidae. The record is from the annotation of a GenBank genome assembly.